UUCCCCUUAUGUGGAGGAAUCAUUGGAUACAUCAUCAAAUUACCAAAUAUUAAUUUUUGAUACUGCCGACUUCAGAAUAUCCAAAUCGGACCUAAAUUUGGAGAUGACCGCAUCCAAGCCCGGCCGUUUUGAUCCGACCGAAACCUUCCUUCUUGUGAUCGGUUUGAGCCCGAGCAUCCGUUUUUCCUCUUCUUCCCAGUUUUAAACCCUCCUUUGGCCGCCCCUUGAAACCUGCAGCGUCCAAAAGAGGGAAAAAGAGGAUGGAGGAAAGAAUCUCCGACGAGUUUAAAUCCUUCUUGGAUUCCGGCAUCUACCGCCUGGAUGGAUCGAAGGUGGUCUUCGUAGAUCCCGUUCGCCUCCUCAAUGAUUCCUACUCCCGCUUUAGGAUUUCUCCCUCCUCCUACUACUCCCGUUCCUUCCAAUCCACGGACCGAAGAAGAGUAGUAGAAGAAGUUAAUGUCCCCUCGAUUUCGAAGAAGAAGAGGAAGCGAAAGAAGACGCCUCGCGAUCUAAACGAGAGAGAAAAGUCCGCGGAGAAGCGCCAUCAACAGGAAGCGAGAUCUUUGUUACUCAAAGCACACAGAGCUUUUCUUGAAGCUGCGGAGCUUCAAACGUUUCUUCCGAAAUUAGUCAAGUGCGUGGAAUUUUCGCGUGGUGGUGAAACUGAAGAAAAGAAUUUUAUUGAGCUUGGAAGCUGUUGGCAAGCGCCACUUUAUGAGAUUGGUCUUUGUUUUCCCAAGUCAAAUGAAGGAGAAGAUUCAUGGCUUGCCAACCAUGUUGGGAGGACAGUGGUUCCAUUAUUUAAUAACUUAAUCAGCCAUGAAACAAAUGAUGAGGUAGAGGCUGAAUUCAACAAUAGCCAGUACAUAUUACCUGGCAGAAGCUGCUUCUACAUGUCUGACUUGAGACAAAUUCGCAACCUAAUCCCGGCUAAGUCUGAUCAGGGCUUUAACCUUAUUGUCAUUGAUCCUCCAUGGGAAAACGGAAGUGCUCGCCAGAAAGCAGCGUAUCCUACAUUACCCAACAGAUACUUUCUCUACCUUCCUGUUAAAGAACUUGCUCACGCUGAAGGUGCCCUUGUGGCUUUAUGGAUGACUAACCGAGAGAAGCUGCAUAUGUUUGUUGAGAAAGAUCUGUUUCCUGCUUGGGGAGUUACCAAUGUCACACUCUGUUACUGGCUGAAGGUGAAACCAGAUGGGUCCUUGAUUGGUGAAUUGGACUUAUUUCAUCAUAGACCAUAUGAAUACCUUCUGCUCGGCUACAUUAAUAUGGAGAAUAUUGAUUCAGAAUGCAUGCCAGCAGUUAAUUUGGAAGAUGCUCGUGUUAUUAUCAGCAUUCCAGGUGUCCACUCGAGGAAGCCCGCUUUAGGAAAAUUACUAUGGGAUCAUAUACCAGGCAACAAACCUGUGAAAUGUAUUGAGCUUUUUGCUAGAGAAUUGAUGGCUGGUUGGACUUCUUGGGGCAAUGAACCACUUCACUUUCAAGAUUCGAGAUACUUUGUAGAGAAAGACAAGAAAGAUGGUCUGAGGUGAUGGGAUUUGUUGCCUUUUUUCAUGUGGAUAACUGAUCUAAGAUAUAGGAAAGAACUAUUUUUUAUUCUUUACAUUAUUUGGAGGCUUCCCCAGAUCACCCGAUGAGGAUCUGAAGAACGUAGUCUGUUGCUGUAUGAGAACAUGAAAAUUUUCUGGAGAUGAAUUGUCACAAUAAUCAAUGGCUCAUGGCUUUUUCCAUCUACUCUUGAGAAGGCUUCAUGGAGGAAGAAGAUAGUUAUAACCAGCUUCCAAGCUUAUCUCAGUUCCUACCUGGACCGCCCUGAAUAAGCAACUCCAGGCAAGAGGGGAUGCAAUGAAACCUAAAUUGCUGGUUGGUGGAACAGAGAAAAUGAUGAGGUCUAAUGCGUGAUCGGCUAACGUUCUUCAACAUAAUGAUCCUAUAUCUAGCAAAGGAAAUUCUGAAAUAGAA
Molecule: messenger RNA, 1962 nt
Organism: Elaeis guineensis (African oil palm)
Lineage: Eukaryota; Viridiplantae; Streptophyta; Magnoliopsida; Arecales; Arecaceae
Product: methyltransferase-like protein 2
Biological process (GO): methylation
Cellular component (GO): nucleus
Molecular function (GO): nucleic acid binding; methyltransferase activity
Source: RefSeq, a predicted model, not a curated record